Pocillopora verrucosa is the source of this 1748-nucleotide messenger RNA. Its product is annotated as neuronal-specific septin-3. The record is from RefSeq and is a predicted model, not a curated record. Gene Ontology annotation, biological process: cytoskeleton-dependent cytokinesis; intracellular protein localization. NCBI's taxonomy places the organism in Eukaryota, Metazoa, Cnidaria, Anthozoa, Scleractinia, Pocilloporidae. Gene Ontology annotation, molecular function: GTP binding; GTPase activity; molecular adaptor activity. Gene Ontology annotation, cellular component: septin ring; microtubule cytoskeleton; septin complex.
GCAAUCUUAACGUUACGUUACAUAACGUCAGACGGACACUGGUAACUACUUCUAGAAUACUUCCGCUUACAGCAAGUACUGCAGCAACACAAACGAUGUGACUGGAGAUGGCUUCCUCUGAUAAGCAAUUCCUCCUGACAGGGGCUCAGACCGAUGCUUUGUCUAAGGUGUUUAAGUUUGCUGAUGUUGAGGAGACUGGGUAUGUUGAUGUGGCAACAAUCUCAACUCUUGCAGUACAACUGCUGGGAGCUCAGCUCAGUGAAAAUGAGAAAGAAACAAUAAACAAUAAAGCAGAAAGCAAGGCUGAAAAAGGGUUGCUUUCUUAUCAGAACUUUAUAGAGAUCAUGAUGGAGACAAUGCAAGCUAUGACACAUUGGGGAAAGUUGAAGACAGUUCUAGAAGGUUAUGUUGGAUUUGAUACAGUGCAGGAGCAAAUCCGCAAAAAAUCUCUCAAAAGAGGAUUUGAAUUUAACCUCAUGGUUGUUGGUGCAACAGGCCUAGGUAAAUCAACCAUGGUGAACACUUUAUUUAAAGGAAGAUUGAGUAGGAUAUCUUCCACUGGAGCCACUCCCUGUAUUCCCAAGACUGUUGAAGUCAAAUCAGUUAGUCAUGUUAUUGAGGAAAAAGGAGUCAGAUUGAAACUUACCAUCACAGACACACCUGGGUUUGGUGAUCAGAUCAAUAAUGAAAGUUGCUGGGACCCAAUUCUGCAGUACAUAAAUGAACAGUACAACAAAUAUUUGAAAGAAGAAACUAGCAUCAACAGAAAGCCUCGAGUCCCUGACAGCAGAGUUCACUGCUGUCUGUACUUUAUUGCACCAACAGGUCACAGGUUGAGGCCUAUUGAUGUGGAAUUCAUGAAACGACUAGACAAGUGCGUUAAUAUUGUGCCAGUGAUUGCAAAGGCAGACACUCUAACUGUUGAAGAACGUGAAGCCUUCAGAAGGAGGUUACGGGAGGAUAUAGAAAAAAACCGCAUUAACAUCUAUCCCGUUCUUAAUCGACAUGACCUGGAUGAAGAAGAAGCCCGGACAACGUCCAGAAUAAGGGAUCAGCUGCCUUUUGCUGUGAUUGGUAGCGAUCGUUACGUUACUGUGUCAGGAAAGCCAGUUCUUGGAAGGAAGACAAAAUGGGGUCUGAUCGAAGUUGAAAACAAAAACCAUUGUGAAUUUUCUCAGUUACGGGACAUGUUAAUCAAAACACACAUGCAAGAUUUAAAGGAGGUCACAGACAACAUUCAUUAUGAAAAUUAUCGCCGCACACAUCUGACAGAGGAGAAACAUGAGCAAAUAGUUUUAGAAAACAAUGUGGUGAACAUGGAUGACGUGAUGGGUCAGGAAAGCAAAAUUUAAAUAAAGCAUGAAGAAUAAGCAGAAUAAAUUUUUUACUAGAGAUUCUCGGUCUUAUCAGACUCAGUCAAGAAAGAUUCAAUACUAUGUAAGUUGUUUGCUACUCCAUAUAUGAACAAUUUAGUCUUUGUUACAAUUAUCAAUGUCGAAAAUUUACUUCUUUGAAAGUUUUCAUGGUGCACUAUGUAUUGAGAAACUCCAUCGUAAAGGUUUGUUCGAAAUGGUGCGGCUAACUUUUCACCAUCCCUAUUAUAUUAUGUGUAGGAAUUCAUUAAGAUUUGGAAUUCGUAUCCUUUGGCUGCCUGGAUUAAAAGAGUUAUUGAUAUCAACAAUUUCAAACAUUAUAAGCUUGUUAUGAAUAGCAAUUUGUUAAAAUAAAUUAAACUCAAAGUUGUUUCU